AAUACUAUAUAUAUAAUUGUUGUGAUAUAGAACGACAACACUAUAAUUUUCCUCGAAUCAUUCACUCUUUAGUGAUGAAUUCGGGUAAUGGAGAUGUGGUUCACCACCCUAGUGAUAAUGGAAACCAAAAAAAUGUGUUUAAGAUCUUUGUCGGAUACGAUACCCGUGAAGAUCUUGCUUAUGAGGUUUGUAAGCGCUCGAUCUUGAAACGAGCUUCAAUUCCUGUUGAAGUAAUUCCUAUUAAGCAAUCAGAUCUAAGGAGCGACGGUUUAUACUGGCGCGAAAGAGGUGCGACUGAAAGCACAGAAUUCUCGUUCUCUCGUUUCUUAACACCGUAUCUCGCAAAUUAUCAAGGAUGGGCGAUGUUUGUCGACUGUGAUGUUCUAUAUACUGCCGAUAUUAAAGAACUAACUGAGCUUAUCGAUGAUAGGUACGCGCUUAUGUGUGUGCAACAUGAUUAUACCCCAAAGGAAAGUAGUAAAAUGGAUGGAGCUGCUCAAACUGUAUACCCAAGAAAGAACUGGUCUUCAAUGGUUUUGUAUAAUUGUGGUCAUCCAAAAAAUAAGAUUUUGACGCCCGAAUUAGUGAAUACCCAAACAGGUGCUUUUCUUCAUCGCUUCACGUGGCUUGAAGAUAAUGAAAUUGGAUCGCUCCCUUUUAUUUGGAAUUUUCUCGUGGGUCAUAAUGAGGUCGAUGAGAAUGAUCCUUCCACACAACCAAAAGCUAUACAUUAUACUACUGGUGGACCUUGGUUUGAGACGUGCAAGAAUUGCGAAUUUGCGGAUCUUUGGUUGACUGAAAUGGAAGCCUAUUACAAGGAAACAAACCAAGUUUGAAAUAUCAAGGCUGCAGUUCCACUUCUGUAUGUUGGCAAAGGCGAUCGUGUUCUUGUGUUCUAAUCCCGUUUUAUAUUAGAUUGAAUCAAGGACGGAUCCAUGAAAGAUAAAUUUGCUUUUAAAGUCCGGGCUAGAAGUUUUGAUCGAGCAUAUCUUUUUUUUUUUUGGCUUAUGGAUUGGGAAGGUUACCCGAGCUAAAGCCCCCUUUAACCCAGUUAUAGGUCCGUCGGUGGAUUGAAUAAAUGUGUGUCUAGGACUCCAAAUUUUAUCUAC
Messenger RNA from Papaver somniferum (opium poppy), 1109 nucleotides. Its product is annotated as protein CDI-like. The transcript has a single exon. The record is from RefSeq and is a predicted model, not a curated record. Lineage: Eukaryota; Viridiplantae; Streptophyta; Magnoliopsida; Ranunculales; Papaveraceae. The coding region runs from base 75 to 836 and encodes 253 amino acids.